AUGAAGACAAAAGAACCGCCGGCCGAUCCUAUGGACGGCCAGCCCCCAUCCCUGUAUCUAAUCCUCAAAGAAGCCGAUCUAUUACAGUGAGUUUUUGCUUGUUUUUCUGUGGUUUUGGAUUUUAGGUACACUACAAUAUCAAAAAUUCCAUUUCUUUGGUGGUUCUAGUGCAGAAUUGUGCUAGAUCUAGUUAGAAGAGAUGCUAAAAAAACGUGUGAGUGGGUGUAAAAUACGCAAUGUUCAGUUAAUUUCGAAUUUUGAUAUGAAUUUAGGUAUUUUCGGUGUAUUCAUAAAAAAUUUUUUGCUGUUGAUGGCUCAAAUUUUUGUGCUGAAUGCUUCUAAAUUUAACAAACAGUAGGGAAGUUCUGUUUGCGAUGCCGAAUUUGUCUUGAAACUGAAAAUUUUUACAAUUUUUUUAUUAUCCAUUUUUGAAGAUUUUGGCCAAAAAAUUGCCGAAACAGUUGGUUUCACUCUUGAAUUUUUAUUCAGAAUAAUUUUUGGAAGCUGAAUUUCCUUCUACUAAACUGCUGAACCAUUAAAAGUCCAAAAUUUCCGACAUUCUUCAUCACUAAAAUCGUCUCCAUUGACGUCAAUCGCCCCGCUUUGUUUUCGGCGUGAAUUCGCGUUGUAACGGAACGCCGGAAGAGGCGAAGACCAUCCCCGUAGCGUCUUUAUCCUUUUCGGCUCCGUUUGGCGUCAUUCCCACGAUUUCUGCACAGUCUUUGGCCUUUGGAUACUGUAGCUGUUGCUCUAAAAUAGUAGAAAUUAAUACUGAAAAUGAAAAUUCGAAGAGGCAAACGGCUUCGAGGGCUUGGCAGAGCACUUAGAAGGUUUGUUAGAGGAGAAUUUUUUGAGUUGGGAUGGGUUUUUGAUAUGAUUUGUUAUCAAAUUUGCCAUGGAUAAUAUAACAAAAAUGGUUGAAACGAGACGGUUUGGGAUGAAAUUGGUUUCUCAAUGCAGCGUUUUGAUUGAAAAUGUCAUUUUGAUACCUUUCGCCGCUUGAAACAGAAUGCCAAAAAUGGCGGGAAUUUGAAUUUUUCGAAUAUUUUUGCCCCAAAAUUUGGGCCAAUAGGUCCUAGAAGGACAUAUUAGGACCACAUGGAUGAUUUCUAAGUGGUUUUAGUGCGCCUACGGCUGAAUACUGACAAAAGUCUAGGGCGCAGCCUGCCAAUAAAAAAAAUCUCAUUUUCUUGGGAUUUUGAAUAAAUUUCGCGCUGAUUUGACAAUUUCCAGAUACCAUGACAAACUCCGCACCGUGCUCAAGCUGCGCCACGCCGGCGACCUCCUCUACACCGAGGAAAAGGACCUGGCCGAGGUCGGCAUGUCGCGCCCCGAACAGAAGCGCCUCCGCCGCGAACAAAACCGCCUCAUCAACAACCCCCAGUCCUCCUCGUUGUACGUGAAGCUCCGCAAAGUGUUUGGGAAGUCGGAUACCCGGCAUUCCGAGGCCACACCCACCACCAGCAGCUACCUAGACCAAGACGAACAACAUGUCAUACCACCUGAAGCUGUCGAGCUAUGCCGAGAACUGGGAAGAGGAGAGUUUGGAAUCUGCUAUCAGGGCACUUGGAAUCUACCAGAUGGAAAUUCAGUGCAGGUAAGAGGCUGGAAUUUGAGCAAAUGAGAUUUUUGAAAAUUUUCGUAUAAAAUGUCACCUGUGAAAAAAUGUUUAGAAUGGAAAAUUAAAAGGUUUUAUUUUGGUUAUGAAGUACAGGGAAUAGUUUUUAUUGAAACGAAUUGCCUCGAUCGUAUUUUACCUUUGAUUUUUUUAUCGUAUAAAAUGUCACCUUUGCGAAAUUGAACUAGAUAGAUAAAAAAAAGUUGAAAUUUUGGAGCUUUGAGGGACGAAUUUCAUUUGUUUUGCACAAUUCUCGUUUUUAAUUUUUGAAAAUUGCACAAUUUUUUUGAAAUUUCCCAAAAAUGUGUCAUCGUGACACCUUUACUUUAUGAGUUGUCGGGAUUUUUUGUGAUAAAGUAGGGUUUGCAGGUCUGGAAAAUAGAGAGGAAAAUUUUUUUAAUCGAUUUACUAGUCGAAAUCCGCUUUUUUGAUCAAAUCUGCAAAAAAAUCUGUCAUGAUGACUUGUUUUAUUUCUGAGAUAUUGUAGGUUUUUUGCUUAUAAAUUGGUUUUAUAGCGUUUGGAGGUCCCAUAAAAAAUUUUUUAACCUUGUUAAAACAGUAGCUAUUUCGUAUUUUACAUCAAAUUAUUUUCGAAUUUCACAUUUCCAUUUUGUUCAGGUAGCGAUAAAACGCGUCCUCCCCGACAAACUCAAAGCCAACCCCACCUGUUUCAUCCAAGAAGCGGCCGUGAUGUCGAAGAUGAAGCACGAGAACCUGGUCCGAAUGUACGGCAUCGUCCUCGACACCAAGGCGGUCAUGCUGAUCUCGGAGCUCGCCCCGUACGGCUCCCUUCUCGAAUGCCUCCGAAAACCGGCCUGGGAACACCCAUUCGCGGUUGAUCGCCUCUGCGACUUUGCCCUCCAAAUCGCCCGAGGCAUGGAAUUUUUGAUCGCCAAAAAAGUUAUCCAUCGCGAUUUGGCCGCCCGAAAUGUCCUGGUCCACACACCCACUCAAGUAAAAGUCUCCGACUUUGGACUUAGCAGAAGCUUGGGCAUCACCGAAGACUACUAUCGAUCCGAAUUCCAACCAACCAUGAAACUACCCAUCGCCUGGUGCCCCCCGGAAGCCAUAAACUUGCUGAAAUUCACCCCCGCCAGUGAUGUGUACGCUUUCGGAGUGACCCUGUGGGAAAUGUUCUCGUAUGGAAGAGUCCCGUGGAAGGGAUUUUCGGGCAGUCAGGUGGGAUUUUUGAGAUUUUUUGGGGAAAAAUUUAUAUUAUCCAUGAAAAUAUUUUGGUCGGAAUGGGUGAAUUGGAGAUUGAGAUAAGUGGGAAAUACGUUGAUGAGAAUUGUGGGUUAGUCUGAGGAUGUUUUAGAUAGAAAAUUUGCGAUUUUUGGGCAAAAAUUAUAUUAUCCAUAAAAAUUUUGAUCUCAGAAUCGACGAAUUUGAUGUUAAUUGCUGUUUUGGAGAUCUUAUAAUGAAUUUUUAGCAAGAAUGUUGUCUUUUGGCAGAUCAGUUUUUGGGGGUUUGGACAAUUUUUUUGAAAAAAAAAUUAUAUUAUCCAUGAAAAUAUUUUGGUCGGAAUGGGUGAUUUGGAGAUUGGGAUAAGUGGAAAAUACGUUAUUGAGAGUUGUGGGUUACUCUGACUUUGUUUUAGAUAGAAAAUUUGCGAUUUUUGGGCAAAAGUUAUAUUAUCCAUGAAAAUUUUUGGUCCAAAUGAGCGGUUUAUUGCCUGAAAUACAUGGUAAUUGUUUAGUAAUGUCUUAAAGAGGAUGUGUUCUUUGAUUUGGAAUAUGUUUUGAAAAGAUUUGUGCCAGUUUUUAUAUUAUCCAUAAUAAUUCUUUUUUUAUUUUUUCGGCUAAGACUUGAUGAUAAUUGUUUUAAAAUACGUCGAACGUCCCACGGAAAUAAUUUCGAUGCAUUUUGAUUUGAUUUGUAAAUGAGAUUUAAUAAUUUUUUUCAAUUUUCAGAUAUUACACACCAUCGAUACGCAACGAAAGACCCUGGAUUGCCCCGAAUUUUGCCCAUCCGAGUUCUAUCAGCUGAUGAAGCGCUGCUGGUCCCACGAUCCCACCUCCCGCCCCACUUUCGAGCAGAUUGUCAGCGAAAUCCCCGACCUGAUGCCUCAACUCCUGGUCUCGGUGACCGAGUGCCACAACGACGAGCCCACUCAGCUCCAAUUCGACAAAGGAGAGAUCAUAAUUCUGCUGGACAAGUGCCCCGAGCCCGCCGGCCAGAGCUUCUGGCACGGCGCCACCCGCCGAGGCAACUGCGGCCUCUUCAAACCCGCCGAAACGGUCGCCUAUCUGGGCGCCGAGAACCCCACCAACCCCCCGAAAACCUUCAUCGGAACCCCACUCCCAUUGUAUCAGAAUACGGCCAAAAAACCGGAGCGUUUGUCCAUAAUUGGAAGGAAAAAUUCGCAAAAAUCCCUGGACAAGGAGAAGAAAAAAUUGCUGAUCAGCGAACCGCAAGGCGAUUUAAGGCACACUUGCCACAUUGGAAUUGAUGGAUCCGUCUUCGGAUUGGUUCAUGUAAGUUUGGAGGGGUUUGGAGGAGUUUGAAUGGGAAUUUGGAGGGGAUCUUUGUAGGUUGGGGAGGUUUGCACUGUGCGGAGGGAACGUUUUUUGAAUGAAUUUCACUUUUGCACUGUGCGGAAAGGAACAUUUGAAGAAUUUGCAGAGUGCGGUAAGGAAGUUUUAGGGGUCUGCACUGUGCGGAGGGAAAAUUUCAGCUGUUUGCACGGCGCGAAGGAAAGAUUUUAGGAAUUUGCACGGUGCGAAGAGAAAAUUUUGGAUUUGCACAGUGCGGAGGGAAAAUUUAUGAGUCUGCACAGUGCGGAAGGAACGUUUUUUGAAUGAAUUUCAAUUUUGCACUGUGCGGAGAGGAAAUUUUAGGGUUUGCGCAGUGCGGAGGGAAGAUUCGUGAAUCUGCACGGUGCGGAGAGGAAAUUUCAGGAAUUGCACAGUGCGGGGAGGAAAAUUUAGGAUUCGCACAGUGCGAAGAGGACAUUUCUGGGACUUGCACGGUGCGCAGAAAAAUUUUCAGCGAUUUGCACUGUGCGAAGAGAAGAUUUUUGAGUCUGCACGGUGCGAAGAGGAAAUUUUAGGGGUUUGCACGGUGCAGUGUAAAAUUUUCGAGAUUUACACGGUGCGGAGUGAAGGCUUUCUGAACGAAUUGCAUUUUUGCACAGUGCGAAGGGAAGUUUUUUUUUGGAUUUUUCACGGUGCGAACGAAAGUCGAGAAGAUUUGCACAGUGCAAAAUCAGCGACAAAAUUUCUCUAGCGAAAGAAAACGAAAAGAUCGCAACAAUUGCGCAGUGCGUCCGAUUUGAAACGUUGCACUGUGCAAAAAAAAUGUUUUGCACGGUGCGGUGAAAAAAAAUUGUUCAAGAUUCGAUUUAUGAUAUUUUUUUCGAACAAAAUUAAUUAUUGCAGGGAACCCAGGGCGGGGUUACCAUUUCCGUGAUAUCUUGCGAGUAUUUCUGCUCGUGGCAGGCAUUGUUAGCUGGCGCUUCGUCGCCUUUAUUCAAGAGAUCCAUAUUUCCGGGAUUGUGGUUGGGCUGAAAUAAAAAUUAUGAGAAUUAGGUGGUAAUGGCACAACUUACGCCAUGCAAGGUCAAAAUUCGACACUUUCCACCGCAGGAGUGGGCACUGGAAUAGUUGAUAUUAUUCAUGAAAAAAUAGAGAUAUUUACGUUUUGUAAAAGAUUUAUAGGAUCUAAAAAUUGUGGAAUUCGCCUUAUUUGAAUUGUUAGCGAACCUAGGAUAUCUUUUUCAUGAUUUCUGGGGCUUUUCCAACACUUGAAACGGAAUGCCACAAAAUAGCGGGAAAUCAGAAAUUCAAAUUUUUGACGGUUUUUAUGGGCAAUAAAGACGUUGUUUAGCUUAAUUAAGGGUCAAUUAGCAUUCAGCUUUGUGUUUUACAUAAUUUUAUAUCCUUGAAACAGAAUGCCAAAAAUUGGCGGGAAAUUGGAAGUUUGAUUUUAUGAAGGGGAAUGGAGAAAACUGUGAAGAUUUGAGUUGAUAAUACCGUCAGGCUAGUUCGUAAUUAAUUUUAAAGCAUUUUGUAAUGGGUUUCGGUCCUUGAAACGGAAUGCCAAAAAUGGCGGGAAAUUCAAAAUUUAAAUUUUAGCUCCGGAAUAACGAAAGAUACAAAAGGUAGAGUAUUCUGAAAGGAUUUUACGGCGUUUUGAACUGAUAUAAACUGCUUACAUAACUGUGUACGGUUCGAUUCCGUUCCAUUCAAAUUGACCGCCUUUUAAAUGAUACGUCCCAUUAACAGUGGCGUAUCCCUCGUCCAAAAGGUCGGAUCUCCCAUCGCCGUCAUCUUCUCGGAGAAAAAUUUUCUGAAAUAAAAUUGGAGUAUCCUUAAAAUCAAAACGUUUUGUGUAAAAUUUAAUAUUUUAUACGGGCUACAAAUUGCACCAAUUUUCGUUGGAAUCUGAGCUCUUUUUUCUGAUAUACAGUGGCGGACCUGAUCCAGUGGCAAAAACUUACCAUUUUGCUUCCGGGAGGUAUCAAAAACGCAGCAAAAUACCUCCCUCUCGAAGUGAAAAGACUCCGAUUGCAAGAGCUCUUCCUAGUUUCGUCCCAGAACUCUUGAAAUCGGAGUCUUUUCACUUGGAAAGGGAGGUAUUUUACUGUGUUUUUUGAUACUUCCCGUAUGCAAAAUGGUACGUUUUUGCCACUGGAUCAGGUCCGCCACUGUAUAGCGGAAGAAAUAGCUCGGAUUUGAACGAAACUUAGUGUUAGUUAGUGUUAGCUUACCACCCAGUUCUGACCUCGAAGGUCCUUUCCGCCACAAGUCAAUUUCCCAUAGAUCUCGGUUUCCUGAUACCCAAAUCCAAACGAUUGAGGCAAUAACAACAACAACGAGCAAAGAAUAGAAUAGCCGACCAUCCUACGAACAAACAAAAGUUUUUAGUGAAGAAAGUUUAGGUCAUUUGGGAUGUGAAAUUUUGAGUUUUAAAAAUUUGGGGGUUUUUUGAAUUUUGAUGGGAAUUUAGUAAAUUUUUGGAAAGUUUGUGGUGUCAAAAGGUGGGAAGUUUAAUUGAAAGGCGGGUUUUCUUGAUUUUGAGUGAAAAGUUUUGGGUUUUGGACCGAUUUUUAUGUUAUACUUGACACUUGAGUUUUGGAAAAUUUUGCAAUUUUUUGUAAUUUUUGGGUUUUCAAAGUGUGUGAAACGGAAUAUUAGAAGUGUUUUUUAUUUUUUAUGAGGUUCAAAAUUUAAAAUUUUCAUAGAUUUUUAUAUUACACUUGAUAUUUUUUGGUCAAAAAAACUGAAAAUUUUUGUGAUUUUUUCCUUUCAGGUGAACAAAAACGACCUGUCAUCCACAAUAUCACCCCUGAUCGGUCUUUCCGACACCGCCUCACUUGCCCCAUCCCAGCAUAACAGCUCAACUUCCUCGAUUUCCCCUUCGGCCGCCUCCUCCACCACUUCGAGCCUCCGCCAAAACGACGAUGGAGCCGAGAACUUGCUGAGGAAUGGCUACGAUAUCCCUCUCCGCUUCCCAAAACCCCAUCAGGAAUCGAUUUCGCCUCCGGCGCUGCCCCCGAAACCAGCGGCCCGCAUAAAACCGACGCAAAAAACGGCCGAAAUCGAGAGAACCCACAUGGCGAUCCGGACGAAUAGCCUGCCAAAAGAAAAGUCGACCUAUGAUAUUGAGUAUUCCAGGCCCAGAAGCAUCACCGCCUCAUCGGACUUUAUUAUUGACCAUUCCGGAGCAACUGCGUGAGUUGGGGAAAAUGGGAUUUUUUUUGGAAAAAAUUUGGAUUUUUUUGCAAUUUUUGGGGUCGAAUAGGGUGAAAGAUGGGUUCUAAAUGAUUUUUCAGAAAAUCUCAAUCCUCGUUACAGCCGUAUUUUACCAUAAAAUUUAAUUUUUUGAGCAAAAAGGAGGUAUUUUGGGGAAAGAUUUUUUGAUAAGAUUUCGGCAUUUUUUUUGGAAAUUCUUUGGUUGAAUUUAAUGAAUAGUUAUAUUUUUUUGAAAUUCGUCUAUUUGAGGGCGUAGCGUAUUUGAACAACAUAUUUUUUGCGAAAAAAAACUAAUUUUUUGGGGGGAAUAAAUAGGAUUUUUUCAUUUUUUUUUGUUGUAGAUUGUAAAGAAAAGAUGUUUGUUCUGUAAUUUAUAAUCAAAAGGCAAGUUUUUUGGAUCGUAUCUUUUAUAAAAAUGGGUUUUUUCGAUAAAAAAUUGGGGUUUCUGUCGAAAAAAAAGAUAUUUUUUUGUUUUACAAUGCUUGAGAAUGCUUUGAAAUUGCUCUAUAAGGAAUUUCAAAUCAUUCCCUAUUUCGAUAAUUCGUAUUUUACAAAAAAAACAUUUUUUACAUACAGUGGCGGGCCUAAUCCACUGGCAAAAAACACACCAUUUUGCAUUCGGGAAGUAUCGAAAAAUGUGGCAAAAUACCUCCCUCUCCAACUAAAAAAACUCCAUUUUGAAGGUCUCGCUUUUAAAACGGAGUUUUUUUAGUUGGAGAAGGAAGUAUUUUGCUACAUUUUUGAUACUUCACGAAUGCAAAAUGGUACGUCUUUUGCCAGUAGAUUAGGACCGCCACUGUAAUAGAAAUAAAAAGUUGUCUGACAAUUGUGAGAUCCCCAAAAUUUUUAGGCUUGAAGUGUAAAAAACAAAUCAAAUCUGCAUCAAAAAAACUGUGUAAUAAUUUUUCCCUAAAACACCAACCUCCAACUUGUCUCCGAAUCACAUUUUUUACCAAAAAUCCCGCUUUAAAAUUGUGUCAUGAUGACACAUUUUUUGGAAAUUCCUGAAAAUCCUUCAAAUCUUCUAAAAAUCUCAUUUCUAUUCAUAAUUUCAAAAAAUCACUUUCAAAAAAAUAUGUCGUCAUGACGGAUUUUCUGGAAUUUUAUUGCAAAAUACGGUAUUAGUGAUUUGUUUUCUGAAGUUUUGAAAUGGCAAAAAUCGAGUUGUUUUUCGACAAUUUUCGAAUAUUUUGUUUUCAGAAUCAUCCCAGAAUCGAAUUCGUUCAACGAAAGCCUGGAUGAAGUCCUCUGCCAUCUUCAGAAAGACAUUACCGACUUCUCGAUCUCGACCAUCGGCGAUUACAGCGACACUCGGCCCCUCCUCCCCCCACCGCCAAAACCCUCUCGUCCAGAAAUAAAUGUCGAACCUCAGGAGUCGGUUGUCCGCCCGCUGAAAGACUCGGAACGCUCGAAAUUACUGAAGAGAAUUGACAGCGAACACAAAAAAGCGGCGCGAGAUUUGGCCAAGGAACUGCAGAACUCGCAAAAAUUCCAAAAAUCCAAGAGUUACGAUACGGAAUCGAGUGAGGAAAAGAAGGAAGAGUGGACUAACGAAGCCCAACAGGCCUAUAAAUUGUUGGUGGAGUGUGGAGAUGUCUUGAAACGGACUUCCCCGCUUCCAGGCGCAACUUCGCCGAGGUUGGAUAGAAGUGAGGUAAGAUAAGGUCAUAUUUUUUGAAAUUUAUGGUGUUUGAAAAGAUUGUAGAUGGUUUUGACAUCAUUUUUUGCUAUGGAAAGGUAUUUUGGGGAGAUAGGCAAGAAAAAAUUUUGAAUUUUAAGUUUCCCGCCAAAUUUUGGCAUUGUGUUUCAAGGGCUUUAGAAGGCUGGAGAUGGUGAAAAAUGUGUAGAAAAGUAGUUGGUGAUAAUUCAUAACACAUAUUUAGAUUGAAUUUAGGACUUUUGUCAAAAGAAAAAUUCAAAAAUUCAGUUUUCCCGGCAUUUUUGGCAUUCUGUUUUAGAAGCCGGAGAGGCCUCCAGAUGGUGAAAAAAUAAAAUUAUGAUGUUAUAUAUGUCCUAAAGUGUCUAAUACAAUCUGUACACUCAAUUUUACGGCCAAUUUUUUCCAGCGCUCCUCAUCCGCUGACACCGAAUCUACCGUAAUCCGAACCCAACCCGCAAUCUACGGAAACACCGCCGAAAUCGAUGACUUCGAGCACGCAGCCCCGCCAUUGCCACCAAAGAACGGUCGAACGCCUUGUCAGUACAUCAACAACACCCUCGUGGGAUCAGCUCAACAUCCAGUUCAAAAGGAAUCCCCCGAAAUGGAAGUCCCAAUUUCGGUGGAUCAGAGGAGAUGUCUAGACUAUGAGAAUGGAAAUAAUGUGGACAAGGCUCCAUCAGUUCCACCGAAACCCAAAGCGAGGUGAGAAAAUGGUUUGGGAGGGAUUUGUGGGAGGUUAUAUUACUUUAGGUGGAUUGGAUGGAAAAUUGAUUUUUAAAAUACGUCAUUUUGCAAUAGGCGGUCCGAAAAAAGGUAUUAAAGUACUAGUUAUGUCCUAAUAGAUCUAUUUAGGAAGAAAAAAACGAUGAAUUUGGGUUCUGGGAUAUUACUUUUGGUCAAAUUUGUCAUGGAUAAUAUCGACAAAAAAUGGAUCAUAAAUGUUGGAAAUGAGUGAGAUUAUGAUAGAAACUUGCAUUAUAAAGCGUCUCAGUAAAUUUUAGAGAGGUUCUGAAAGUCUUGUAGUGUUUGCAACAGAAUGCCAAAAUUGGCGGGAAUUUUUUUUUUCGAAUUUUCCAGGAUAAAUUGGAUGGGAAUUGAUUGAAAUGGACUUUGAAAGGUCUAUGACGAUGUUUUUCAUUGCAUUUAACAUCGCUAAAUACGGAAAAAUUAAAUUUUUUACGAAAAGUUUACCUUUUUUGUCAUGGAUAAUAUGAUAUAAUUUUUGGGCAGUUUUGCCCGAAUUUCCCUGAAUUUACCCUUGAUAUUUAUUGUAAAUUUCAGACAGAACCUCCCCGUCGUCCCUCCAUCCCCCACGAAUCGGAUAUCCUCCCCGCAAACGGUGCGAUUCGCGCCCGCCGUCCAAAAAUCGGCCCUUUUCUCCGGUUUCCCCACGGACGAAGUCGUCAAAUUCUAG
This is a messenger RNA of Bursaphelenchus xylophilus (pine wood nematode), 10385 nucleotides long. The record is from the annotation of a GenBank genome assembly. Lineage: Eukaryota; Metazoa; Nematoda; Chromadorea; Rhabditida; Aphelenchoididae.